CUGAAUAGUGCAAAUAUACUGGCUCUAGCAUGUGAACGUGUGUGUAGAUUUUUUGCACACGUAUGUACACACAGAGAAGAUCGGACUGUGGUGGUGCCAUGUCGUCUUUUGGAAAGCUUACAGAGUACUUCAGCCUAAGGAAGUCAAGGAAUGAAUUCCGAUCAGAUCGACGGAGUAACAGGAGGAGUGGCAGCUACUGCUGUAGUAUCACCGAAUGCAGGUCAUUAGACAGAAAGCCACAGAGACCUGUUUUAGGAAAGUCACGGACACUUCCAAGCAUUCCUCAAUCCCCUGUCAUAAGCCGGAUUCCUCUUCUAGAUUCAAAACUGUACAGGAAAGAUAUGCCAGAACAGAAACAAUAUAGGAAUCACUCUGCCCCUGAUUGUCAGAAAGGGUGCACAGUGCCCUCUACUGGAGAGGCAUGGCAGCUGGAAGAUGACUGCACUGAACCUGUGAGGGAUCCUGCCCUUCAGCCAAGGCUAUGCACUGCAAUGGAUGAGGCGCCUUUCCGGUCCUUCAGAGCUCGGUCUUUCUAUAUGAGGAAAAGUCUUUCGGUGGACAAUCACCUGAGUUCGCUCAGCUAUUCUAUCCACCCCACAGAAACAAAGACAGAACGGGUCAAAACCAAACUUCGGAGGCAGUUUAGCCUUGGAUCAGCAGACAAGAAGGACUUGUACCCAUCAAAGUCUGAGAGCAGCCUCUCUAAGUUCACACACCGGUUAUCAGUUAAGCAGAAGCAGGAGAAGAGGAGGAAAGCUGAGUAUGGCUUGGCUGAGCUGCCUGCCUUCCGUCCCAGGUCUCUGAGCAUUGAAUGGUCUUCCUCACCUAAAAUGACACAGCAAAUGAGAGACCUGCAGCUGGCCCAGUCUAGGAAGCAGCCGGGACCCUCUUCUCCAAAUGCUGCCAAGAGGCUGUACCGGAACCUCUCUGGCAAAUUCCGGGUGAACUACAUGUCAUUUGACGAAGGGAGCUUAGCAGGGAGAAGCGAAAAGGAGAAGCUGCGCAAGUCCUACCUUUUUCAAGGCAAUGCUGCUCUGUUUGAGGCUGUUGAGCUGCAGGAUCUUGAUAAGGUGCAGGAGCUGCUCAAGCAGUACAGCCUGGAGGAGCUGGAUCUUAACACCCCAAACAGCGAGGGUCUUCUGCCACUGGAUAUUGCCAUCAUGACCAACAAUUCACCCAUCGCCAAGACACUGCUGCUGGCUGGAGCCAAGGAAAGCCCUCACUUUGUGAGCCUGGAGAGUCGGUCUUUGCACCUGUCAACACUGGUCCGGGAAGCAGAGCAGCGCGUCAACGAUCUUACUGCUCAAGUGGCGAAUGAGGUGCCCAACGCAGACUGCUCAGAAAAAGAGAAACAGCUGAAAGCCUGGGAGUGGCGCUAUCGGCUUUACAAGCGCAUGAAUGCUGGAUUUGAGCAUGCUCGGGUUCCAGAUCCACCCAUGAAUGUUCACCUUUCAGUGGCCAGCAGCACUUCUGUGGAAGUUUCCUUCCAAGAACCUCUAAGCGUGAAUUCGGCUGUGGUCACCAAAUACAAAGUCGAGUGGAGCUGCUCCCCCACCUUUUCCCCACCACUGGGCGAAGUGGUGAUCGACAAGCUGAAAAACCUACAUCUCACCAUCCACGGCCUCAUCUCGGGUACAGCUUACUAUGUCCAAGUAUUUGCCUACAACAUGAAGGGCUGGGGACCUCCGCAAACUUCAGUACCACCCUUUGCUAUCCCCUCAAACUGGAGAGAAUAUGAUGGGCGUGCACCACGGCGAAGAGGUCAAGCUGAAGCUUUGGACCUCCUCCUCAACCAGGUGAAGACGGUGCACCAGCACUGUGUGUGUCAUGAAUCCUGUAAGAAUCAGCCACAGAGCAGAAAGCACUCUGUUUCCAAGAGCCUAAAGUAUCUCUUUCACCCUGGCAGCAAAUUUUUAAAGACACUGAAAAGGGGCCUAUAUCUAGCAUCAAUAUUCUACAAGGAUGACAACAUAUUGGUGACGCAUGAAGAUCAGAUCCCUGUGGUGGAGAUCGAUGACACCUACUCCUGCCUGCUCAUGCAGGACUUUCUCUGGUUCACCAAGGUGUCAUGCAUGUGGGAUGAAAUCUUGUGGCUGCGUCAGUGUGUCACUGUCUCCCAGUCGUCCUGUUCCUGUGUUCUGCAAACACGCCUCAAGAUGCUCCUGGCCAUCUCACAGAUGCAGGGUCUACUGGGAAUCCAGGACCUGGGACAGGUCUUUUUCGAACCCAUCAAAGACAAGCAGGGCAACAUUUUGGUUGUGACCCUAAAGGAGGUGAAGUCGAACCAGACCUUUGAAAGCGUCCGCUGGGUCCCUCUCUCAAAGCUGCAGACAAGCCGCAAGUCCAUCUCAUCUCCAGAAGAACCUACAGCUCUGGAUGUGCUGCUGAUGACCAUGCAGGACAAGCUGGCUUACCACCAGCGAAGCAGCCAGGCUCUUCCCCCUGGUCUGUAUUUGGGUUACCUGAAACUCUGCAGUGCCGUUGACCAGAUUCGAGUAUUGGUGCCUGAACAGUUACCCAACAUCUUAUGUCACAUGAAGAUACGGAGCAACCCAAACAUCUCCAGGGAGGAGUGGGAGUGGCUCCAGAACCUGGCUAGCAUGGAGGAGCCCAUUCCCACCGAGCAAGACUUAGAGACCACCCCAAAUCUCUUGCUUCAGGAGCUCCAAGGGGCAAUCAAAGAACUGAUGCAACUGGUCAACAUCCCACUGCAUGAGGCCAAAGAUUUCCGUCUGUACAGUCAGGAAGUUUUGGACUUUGGAGGACAGGUCUCCUUUCUCCUGCUUCUGCCUCCAUCUGAUGAUGUGUGCACUGCUCCUGGCCAGAACAAUCCUUACACACCGCGUUCUGGCUUUCUCACGCUCCCUCUUCAGAUCUUUGAGCUAGUUCAUUUUUUCACUUAUGACCAUGAGUUCAUCAGUCAGUAUUGCCAAGUGUCUGCACUCUUGGAGCUAGAGUCACUCCUCUCCCAACAGAGCCUCAGGGAGGCCUUCUCAGACUCAGAACUAACUACUGCCAAGCAGAGGCAUCAGCAAGUUCAGGACUAUAUGCAGCAAAUGGAGGAGAUUUGGCGGGAAAUGCGUUGGAUGAUGGAUGCCCUACAGCAUGCCCGGUAUAAGCAGCCAUCUUGCGGCAUCCCACUUUUGUGGUUCAUUGAGGAAUCCAGUGCUACACUGAAGGAGAAAACUCAGUCAACUUCUUCCCACAUGGACUUCCUUCCCUCACCUACCCCAUCUCCUGAAACAAGCCGCAAGCUCAACUCUGAUUCACAUGGAAUCUCAGAUGAGGAGGGUUCAUCGGAAGUAUUCUUAGCUACCGACAGUGACUAUGACUCCAGCAGGGCCCAGAGCCCCAGAGAGCUUGACCUCGUUUACUCUUCUUCAGGACCUGAAUGCUGUGGAAGAAGAAAUCCCCGCCCUUUCAGGGACAGUGCCCCUGAUGUCCUACAGAGUCAUGAGUUAAAGACGCCCCCAAUUCCUCCAGAGGAGCCCCGGCCUCCCCCAGAGCUCUACGAUAGUGACUUUGUGCUCCCUAGCCGGCAAAUAGAACUGCUGCGCAUCACAGAGAAGAGGCAGGCCUACUGUGUCCGCACCAGCAGCCUGGACUUCCCUAAACCUCUCUGUCAUGGGGCCAGGAAGUCUUGCCCUGGCUCAGUUGACAGCUCCCCGACAGAAAGCAGGACUGCAGGCCAUUGCAGCCCUGCAAGAUUUGGGACGGAGUCAACGUUCAGCCCCAAGCAUGGCUGGGCUGCGGAGAGCACUGAGCCUGUUUUUCGGACACGCUCCGUGGAGUGGACUCGCACUUUCCAGGAGACACCUGAGCCAGGACAUGUAGCAAACUGGGGCAAGGCACCAGGCUCCUUCACCUUACGCGUGUGCCCUCAGUAUGAAACAGGGCUCUCCGAGGAGACAACUGUCAAGCUGCAUAUCACCAACAAGAUGUCAGCAGAAGACGUGGUGAAGCUGGUGGUGCAGGAGAUGAACGAAGUCUCACGCGAUGUCUUGGGAAAUACAGAUGCUUUCUGCUACAGUGAAGAACAAUUGGGCCACUUUGGACUAGUGUUCGUGUCAGAUGAUGUUGAGCAGUGGCUUCCAAAUGACUUCCUGCCCCUCUCACUCCAAAAAGCUUGGCCUGAUGGGAGGUUCUAUGUCCGGAUCAAAGAGACUUCCCCUCUCUUGUUUCAAUAUGGACCAGCAACAACUGUAUGAGAGAAGGAGAGUGGAGGGGGGAAAGUAAGAAACAUCCAACUUCCAGUGAGCAGACAGCUCAUCACCAAUGCUUCCUUCUUGAAAAGACACUUUUGCGCCAGACACCACGGGCCGAAAUAGGAGCAUACUGGGCAGUGUGUUGCUUUUGUGUGUGUAUGCGUGUGUAUGUGCGUGUUUUAUUUUAACCAAAGAGAUAACAAGAUUUGGUUGUUAUGAUUACACGAAGUGAGGGUGGAGUCCAGGAGCUUUUAAUAUAAUGGAAUUAAAUUUUUGAAAGACACUUUCAGCAAGGAGAAGAGCUGGUUAUGGGUAAAGAAGCAAUACAUUAUUAUUAUUUUUCAUUUUGAGUGUUGAAGAAGGGAGAGAGGCAGGGAGGAAAAGCCCACCAUAAUUCCGACCAGAGUGGGCCAGGAGGGAGAAAUGGGCACAGGAAGCUCUCAAAAGUCAUGUCCUGUUAUCUGUUCUUGUUUCAUUGUACCUGGAGAAAUAGGAAAUUGCACAUAGUUCUUAGAACAAUCUUAUUUUCCUUUUCUGAAUUCCAACCUAGGUAUUGACAACACAAAAUAUUGCAAGAGAUGUUCAAACUGUGUAGAAAAUAAAAUCCUUUCUCU
This is a messenger RNA of Elgaria multicarinata webbii, 4819 nucleotides long. Its product is annotated as ankyrin repeat and fibronectin type-III domain-containing protein 1-like. Bases 63 to 4208 code for a protein of 1381 amino acids. Gene Ontology annotation, cellular component: spindle. Gene Ontology annotation, molecular function: protein binding. Gene Ontology annotation, biological process: establishment of mitotic spindle orientation; signal transduction; regulation of establishment of bipolar cell polarity. The record is from RefSeq and is a predicted model, not a curated record. The transcript has 23 exons. NCBI's taxonomy places the organism in Eukaryota, Metazoa, Chordata, Lepidosauria, Squamata, Anguidae.